Messenger RNA from Sporisorium graminicola, 1239 nucleotides. RefSeq lists its product as uncharacterized. The transcript has a single exon. The record is from RefSeq and is a predicted model, not a curated record. The coding region runs from base 1 to 1239 and encodes 412 amino acids. Gene Ontology annotation, cellular component: U5 snRNP; U4/U6 x U5 tri-snRNP complex; U2-type post-spliceosomal complex. NCBI's taxonomy places the organism in Eukaryota, Fungi, Basidiomycota, Ustilaginomycetes, Ustilaginales, Ustilaginaceae. Gene Ontology annotation, biological process: generation of catalytic spliceosome for second transesterification step; RNA splicing.
AUGGACUUCCUCAAAGCAGAGAUCGCCAACAAGCGCAAGGCCGCCGAGCUCGCCUCUGCUUCGUCGGUGGCCAGCACAUCAGCUUCUGGCUCGGCUGACGCACCACAACCACCCACCAAGUACAUGCGUAGAGGCGAUCUCGAAAAACUGCGCGAACAGCAACAACGAUCCGCAUCUCCCUCGUCUUCCUCUUCCUCUUCGCCAGCUAAGCGUCUCAAAUCGACUCCUCCUGUCACCACAGAUGCAGCAUCCUCACCUGAUCCUGCCCCUCAAGGCAUGAGCACAGCGACACGAGAUGCACUGGAAACGGCAGCGGGUGAGGUGGAGCGAGAAAAGUUCAACGUGUCCAACGACGAGGCGAUUCGUCGGCUGCGUGCAAAGGGCGAACCGAUCCGGCUGUUUGGAGAGUCGGACAAAGAGCGAAGGCUGCGAUUGAGAGCGCUCGAGCUGAUCGAAGAGAAAGGCGGUGGAGCAUUGGGUCAGAACGAUUUUCGCAAUGCGUUGCAGAGCGCCGAAAGUGCCACGGCGCUCGAGUUACUCGAGAAGCGCAACGCGGCUAGCAAGCGGAAAGCAGAACAAGCUCGAAUGGAGGCGCUGCAGAAGGAUGCCGCUACGGUGGCUGCGGUAGGCGAUGCCGACAAAGCGCGGCAGGGCGAUGCCAGCGGCGACACGGAGGCUCCAGCCGAAGGAUCAAAGACACCCUCACGCCAAGGCGUCGGCAUGGAUAGCCUGCUCGACCUCAACCUCAUCAAGACCGACAUCGACCGCGUCUACCCGAUCAUCUACUACACUCUCAAAGGUCUCCUGCAGGAAUGGGCCGACACGCUCGCCGCCCGCCCAGACGAAGUCAAACACACGAUGCAAGGCAAACUCGCCGCGGCCACCCAAGUGCAGUCCGCCGACUACCUCAAGCCGCUCUUCAAGAAAUUGCGCAAAAGAGCGCUGACGCCGGACGUGCUCAUGCGCAUCGCUGAGAUCGUCCACUACAUGCAGCGUCGCCAGUACCGCACUGCCAACGACUCGUAUCUCCAGCUGUCGAUCGGCAACGCGCCCUGGCCGAUCGGAGUCACGAUGGUCGGAAUCCACGAGAGGUCCGGGAGAGAGAAGAUCUUCAGCAGCAAUGUCGCGCAUGUGCUGAACGACGAGGUGUCGCGCAAGUACAUUCAGAGCUUGAAGAGGCUCAUGACGUUUGCGCAGACAAAGUAUCCGCCGGAGGAUAUCAGUAUGAUGAUGGGCUAA